Toxotes jaculatrix (banded archerfish) is the source of this 1677-nucleotide messenger RNA. It is a transcript of the gene slc22a5, whose product is annotated as solute carrier family 22 member 5. Gene Ontology annotation, biological process: transmembrane transport. The record is from RefSeq and is a predicted model, not a curated record. Bases 1 to 1677 code for a protein of 558 amino acids. Gene Ontology annotation, cellular component: membrane. NCBI's taxonomy places the organism in Eukaryota, Metazoa, Chordata, Actinopteri, Toxotidae. The transcript has 10 exons. Gene Ontology annotation, molecular function: transmembrane transporter activity.
AUGGGAGACUAUGAUGAAGACACUGCAUUCCUCGGACAGACUGGUCCUUACUUCUGGAUCACAUUCUUCCUCCUAAACACAGUUUUCGUCUCAACUGGAUUCAACGGCCUUUACAUCGUCUUUGUUGGAGCCACUCCGAAACACCACUGUGUCGUUCCAGAUGUCAAUUUAACCAAGGAGUGGAGAAAUGCCAUCAUUCCCUUUACGAUAGUGGAUGGUGAAGAGGUGCAGAGCCAGUGCAGCAGAUAUAGGCUGGAUGUGGUUAGAAACCUCUCUGCUGAAGGAUAUAUUCCUGGAAGGGAUGUCAACCUCACUAACCUGGAGCAGGAGGGAUGUUUAGAUGGAUGGAACUACAGCAAAGAGAUCUACCAAUCCAACAUAGUCACUGAGUGGGACCUUGUUUGUGACAACCAGUGGAAAGUUCCCUUUGCAUCCUCGACUCUGUUUGUGGGAUACCUUGUUGGAUCCUUAAUCUCAGGACAGCUCUCUGACAGGUUUGGGAGGAAGAAGGUUGUUUUCAUCUCUCUCGGGGCUCAGUGUGUCUCGGUCUUGCUUCAGUCCUUCUCUCAUUCAUGGAGGAUGUUCUGUAUCAUGUUCCUCUUUGUUGGAGCCUCCCAGAUAUCCAUCUAUAUUUCUGCAUUUGUUCUAGGAACGGAGCUGUUGAGUAAGACUAUGCGAGUGCUCUUCACAACUCUCGGGGCCUUCCUUUUCUAUUGCAUUGGGUACAUGACACUACCCUGGAUCGCAUAUGGUAUCAGAGAAUGGAGGACUCUGCUUGCUGUUCUUUCCAUGACUGCUGUGGUCUACAUCCCUCUGUGGUGGUUCAUCCCGGAGUCUCCUCGGUGGCUGAUCACUCAGGGAAGAGUGGAGGAGGCUGAGGCCAUAGUGAGAGAUGCUGCAAGGAAAAAUAAAGUUGAAGCUCCACCUGUAAUUUUUAAAGAGUUUGAGGCAAUGCCUCCAAGCAAGACAUACACCAUGCUUGAUGUUCUGAAAUCCAAGAACAUCAGAUGCAUCACAGUGAUGUGUCUCCUUUUGUGGAUGGCAAUAAACGUCGGGUAUUUUGGUUUAUCCCUGAACACCUCCAACCUGAGUGGAAAUCCCUUCAUGAACUGUUUUUUAUCAGCUACGACCGAGGUCCCUGCCUACGUUGUUUCUACUUGGCUACUGAAGAAAUGUCCAAGAAGAGCACUUCUGUCAUUGUUCCUCAUCAUAGGAGGAGGAGUUCUCCUGCUCAUCCAGUUCAUCCCUGACACUCUUCAGUAUGUUGCUCUUGCUCUGGAAAUGACUGGGAAGUUCGGCUUCACCAUGGCCUUCAGCAUCGUCUACAUCUACACCGCUGAGAUUUACCCGACCGUACUCAGGAACGUCGGCAUGGGAAUGUGCUCCUCUGCUGCGCGCAUUGGCAGUAUCACAGCUCCUUAUGUCAUCUAUUUAGGUACUUAUAAUAAGGCUCUGCCUUAUAUUCUCAUGGGAAGUCUCACACUUGCCUCCUCUGUGGUGAACUUCUUCCUGCCAGAGACCCUCAAUAAAGAUCUUCCAGAAACAGUGGAGGAGAUGCAAGAAUGUCAGGGGCUAUGCAGUGGACCCAAAAAGAAGAAAUAUGUAGAAAAUGGAGGAAGGGGGAACCCACCUAUACUACGUGAAGCCAAGCCUGAUGUGCAAACACUUACUCUGUAG